This is a messenger RNA of Sporisorium graminicola, 537 nucleotides long. RefSeq lists its product as uncharacterized. Lineage: Eukaryota; Fungi; Basidiomycota; Ustilaginomycetes; Ustilaginales; Ustilaginaceae. The coding region runs from base 1 to 537 and encodes 178 amino acids. The record is from RefSeq and is a predicted model, not a curated record. The transcript has 2 exons.
AUGGGCGCUGCAGCUUCCAAACAGGGUGCUGCUGCACCGACAGCACCACCUGCCGAAGACAAGCAGGCGCAUCCUCUUCAGUUCGGUCGUUCGCUGUUGAAUCAACUCGACAAGACGUCGCUGGACAAUGUCGAGGGCCCCGACGCCUCGCGCCAAGUGAAGCUCGACUCGUCGAUCCAGCAAAAGAUCAAGACCGAGCUCGACCGUCUACGCAAGGAGGAAGCUGACGUGCGUGCCGAGAUCGAGAAGGCCAUCGAAAAGGAGAACCUUGCCAAGGAGUCCAAGUACAAGGGCCAGUCCGAAGGCAAGAACUCCAAUGUGCUGCGUCAGGAGCUUGACCAGCUCAGAUCCAAGAUCGACAAGUACAACAAGCAAAAGGACGUCUCCAACUAUGCCGGUGUCAAGGAGGCGCAGGAGGCACUCGUCAAGUGCUACAAGUCACAACCGGAGAGGACGCUUGAUUGCUGGAAGGAGGCAGAGGAGUUCAAGAAGGCUGUGGCAAACGCCGAGAAGCAGUUUAUCUCUUCGUUCAGCUGA